AUGUUGUCUUAUAAGUCGAUUUUGCUGUACUCCAGCUUGGUCCUCCAAGCCCAAGCAACGGUGCUUCAAUUUACAAAUCCAAAUAUAUGCUGCGCCUUGCUACACUCAAAGUUCCCCGGCCACUCAAAAGUCUUCUCCUCAUUAGCGCCACAGUACGAUGAUCUGACCUUCUACUGGACCCCGACGGCACAAGUUCUCCCUCGAUGCGUCUUCACCCCCCACAAUACCAACGAUGUAAAGAAAGCAGUAAAGCUAUUCGCCCGCCGAAACUGCCAGUUCGCCGUCCGUAGCGGCGGUCACAGCUACAACCCCGGCUGGGCAGGCAUCAAACGAGGUGUUCUAAUAUCCCUGGGUAACAUGAAUCACACCUCCUACAGCACCCACACAGGACUCGCAACAGUUGAAGGCGGUAGUCGCUGGACCGACGUUUACGGAGCACUUCUACCGUACAACGUCACCGUUCUCGGCGGUAGGAACUCCGACCUCGGAGUCGGCGGAUACCUCACCGGUGGUGGUAUCAGUUUCUAUGCAAACAAAGAGGGUUGGGCUGCAGAUAACAUCGCCAGCGUUGAAAUCGUUCUUGGUAACGGGACGGUUAUUAAUGCUGAUAGGACCCACCAUUCUGAUCUAUUAAGAUCUAUUAAAGGUGGUUCCAACAAUUUUGGAAUCAUCACAAAGUUUAGAUUGAUGACUGUUGAUGCUACUGGGAUUUUUAACGGGUGGUAUAUGCGUUAUCCGCUCGCCUCUACCGAUGCUUACCUCGCUGCUGCGGAGUCCUAUUGUAACGGUGGAGUCGAUACGGAUACUAAAAGUCAUAUCAUCUUCUCCGCUUCGAUCGUAGGAACGAAUCCUAUGACUAACGUCGCGCUUAUGGCAUACGAUGGCGUUCUGGAUCCCUUGUCUCCGCCCACUGUUCUAGAACCUUUCUUUGAUGGUACAGUUGCCAAUGCUACUUUCCAAUGGUUCGCACCUAAUGGCACCAUUAAAUCUGCGACGGAUGGGUUGAGAGACGCUCAGGGGUCGGGAAAUCGAUAUACCAUGACGACCGUUUCGAUUCAAGUGGAACUCAGCUUAUUAAAGAAGUUGAGAGCGGCUUGGUUGGAGAUGACCACUCAUAACCUUAGGAUAACCCCAGGGUUCUUAGUACAAUUCGCAUUCCAACCAGUCGGAGCAACAUGGAUCGCUGCUAGUGAAGCCAAGGGUGGGAAUUCGAUGGGUAUCACCGAGCCAUUAGCUGUGAUGUGGAUUCAGCUACGAUGGGAUAGUAAAGACGAUGAUAACACCAUGCUGCAGUAUUCAAGGAGGUUGAUAAGGCGAUUUGAAAGAAUUGCUUCUCGUGCUGGAAAGCUGGCGAACUUUAGGUACUUGAAUUAUGGUGAUCGAUUCCAUAAGGAUGAUAUUAUUCCGUCUUAUGGAUCGGGGAGUGUGACGAGGUUGCAGAAUACUAAGGCGCUUUAUGACCCACAGAAUGUUUUUGGAAGGUUGGUGCCGGGAGGGUUUAAGAUUCCGGAGUAA
Orbilia oligospora ATCC 24927 is the source of this 1515-nucleotide messenger RNA. RefSeq lists its product as uncharacterized. The record is from RefSeq and is a predicted model, not a curated record. The transcript has 3 exons. Bases 1 to 1515 code for a protein of 504 amino acids. Gene Ontology annotation, molecular function: FAD binding. Lineage: Eukaryota; Fungi; Ascomycota; Orbiliomycetes; Orbiliales; Orbiliaceae.